Zea mays is the source of this 1068-nucleotide messenger RNA. RefSeq lists its product as uncharacterized. The record is from RefSeq and is a predicted model, not a curated record. The transcript is spliced from 2 exons. NCBI's taxonomy places the organism in Eukaryota, Viridiplantae, Streptophyta, Magnoliopsida, Poales, Poaceae. Bases 265 to 834 code for a protein of 189 amino acids.
UUUACAAAAGCAAGUACCAACCAAGGCUGCCACAACUUGUCUUUUUACAAAAGCAAGCAUAGACCAAGGCUGCCACAACUUGUCUUCUUAUAAAAGCAAGCAUCUUUGUGCUCACGGGUGCAACAUCAGUGACAAAAUUUGUAGGGAAGUGGUUGUUCAAAGGAAGUUGGGGAUACUAUAAAUUGAGCCAAUGAGAGGACGGCAACAUAGCACUAGCCCUUCAUAUCUGAUUGCAAAGAACACACUACAUCCAUAGAGUUUCCCAUGGCCGGCUACCAAAGUUCGUUUACAAGAUUUUGGAUGAUGGACGAGGAAGACGACGACAUGCAUCACUUAGUAGACGACGAUGAAGCUGAGCUUGCGACAUACAACCACCUUGUGCAAUGCAAGAGUUCUCAGCGUCGACGACGGUCGGAUGCGCCACCUAAGCAAAUACGUCCAAGAAACCUGGGUGAUGCUGAUGGUCAUCAAAGAAUUUGGCUUGAUUAUUUCGCUGAUCAGCCUGUGUUUAAUGACAGGCAAUUCCGAGAAAGGUUUCGCAUGCGGAGGCAUGUGGUGUUACGCAUUGUAGACGCUGUUCAAGCUCGGAACCCCAACUACUUCACUAGGAAACAUGAUUGUUGUGGGAAGUUGGGACUUUUCGCUCUUCAAAAGUGUGUCGCGGCUCUUCGCAUCCUAGCAUAUGGCUUGCCUACUAAUGCCAUUGACGAGUAUGUUCGUAUAGGUGAGUCCACUGCUAGAGAAGCAUCACGACAUUUCUGUCGAGCUAUCAUAGACGUCUAUGGUCCGUAUUACCUAAGGGCCCCAAACGCCGCCGAUGUAGCAGGCUCUUAGCGGAGGGUGAGCAACGCGGAUUCCCGGGGAUGCUAGGUAGCAUCGACUGUAUGCACUGGGAGUGGCGGAACUGUCCAAGUGCAUGGAAGGGCAUGUUCACCGGACGUGGGAAGCAUCCAUCUAUGAUUCUUGAAGCGGUUGCAUCGCAUGACCUAUGGAUAUGGCAUGCUUACUUUGGGAUGCCAGGCAGUAACAAUGAUAUAAAUGUGCUUCAAAGAUCUCCUGUUUUCUCUU